Scylla paramamosain (green mud crab) is the source of this 2628-nucleotide messenger RNA. RefSeq names its product proclotting enzyme-like. Gene Ontology annotation, biological process: proteolysis. The record is from RefSeq and is a predicted model, not a curated record. Lineage: Eukaryota; Metazoa; Arthropoda; Malacostraca; Decapoda; Portunidae. Gene Ontology annotation, molecular function: serine-type endopeptidase activity; calcium ion binding. Bases 215 to 2104 code for a protein of 629 amino acids. The transcript has 13 exons.
CUGCUGUGUUCCUGUUGCUGUCGCGCCUCAGGUAGUCGAGGGCCGCAUCUCCUACCACACGGAGGUUGUCCCUCUCCGCGCGUCAGACUGCACGGCCAACACACGCAUAGACGCCCAUCUCACACAUUCCUCCGGUAAACUGGGACGAAAGUGAAGAAAAGGACAAAUUGGAGGCCCACCACACUCGUUAAGUAGAGCCUGGAGGGUCGCGGCCAUGGCUGGGGGACGACGGUGGUGGCGGUGGGGACACGUGGUGGUGGUGGUGGCGGCGAUGGUGGUGGGUGUGGUGGGCGACAGUUCCUCAGCUUCUGCCUCGAGCCAAGCGGGUCCCGAGCUGGUACGCACCAAGCGGCAGCAGAACCGCUUCGGGUUGCCGCAGCUACAGUUUGGCAACGUUCAGUUUGGCUUCGACGGCCGCCAGGGUAACCUCGGGUCCUUCAUUAGCUCUCUCCUCGGAGGGGGCAGGAACCCUAACCAAGGCAACCAAGGAAACCAAGGGAACCAAGGAAACCAAGGGAACCAAGGGAACCAAGGAAACCGUCCGGGCAAUUUUACCAUCAACAUUGGCGGGCUGCCCAUCAACGUGGUCGGUGGUCAGAACGGCGGCGUUGGGAUCUCCUUCGGCCAGGGUGGAUGUGGUGCUAACAACGGUGGCUGCCAGCACGAGUGUCGUAUCAAUCAGCGAGGCGUCCGCUGCAGGUGCCGGGAUGGUUUCAGGCUCAACAGAGAUCGAAGAACGUGUCGUGACGAGAACGAGUGUCGAAGGAACAACGGCGGCUGUAGUGACCAAUGCACCAACACGGAAGGUUCCUUCAUUUGCAGCUGCUUCCAGGGCCAGCUGCAGGCUGAUCAGCUCACCUGUUCCUCUGGCUCCGACGAGAACCUGCAGGAGCAGACAUGUGCUUUCAACAACGGAGGCUGUCAACAGUUUUGCUCGCAGACGCAGCAGGGAGUGGUUUGCUUCUGCCAGAAUGGAUUUGUCCUGGGACCAGACAAGACCUCCUGUCAACGAGCUGACGCAUGCAGCAACAACAAUGGCGGGUGUGAGGACAUCUGCACCAGCACGCCGCGAGGCCCUGCCUGCUCGUGCAAGCCAGGCAAGUUUUUGCGGCCUGACGGACGGACGUGCCAGGACGUGGACGAGUGUCGCUUUAACAGAGGCGGGUGUAUGCACUUCUGCAUCAACACUGACGGUUCCUUCAGGUGCGAAUGUCAGAACGGUUACGAGCUGGUCAACGGACAGUUUUGCAGACCCGCACCACAGACACCGCCACCCAUCACCCGUCCACCAUCCACCACUUCACGCCCAUCGCCACCAACGCUGCCGACAUCUGCACCAAUCAUUGACAGCAGAGGGUGUGGUGUUAACUCCAAGAAGUCGCUUUUUAAUCGGAUCGUGGGCGGGAAGCCAGCAGACCCGAAAGACUGGCCGUGGAUGGCCGCUCUGUUGAGGCGGGACCGCAACAUUCAAUACUGUGGCGGCACCCUCAUCACCAGCCAGCACGUGCUCACCGCUGCACACUGCCUCAGGCCGUUCAGUGCCUCAGACAUCCAAGUGCGCCUGGGCGAGUACACCUUCGACAACCCCACUGACGGUGCCCAUGUGGACUUCGACGUGAUGGAAGUCCGAAUGCACGAGAGCUACAACUCGGACACUCAAGAAAACGACAUCGCUGUGCUGAAGCUGGACAGACCGACGACCUUCAACGACAUCAUCUUGCCGGCGUGUCUGCCUCCGCCAGGCGUUUUUUACGAGGGGCGAAGCGGCUACGUGACAGGUUGGGGAACCAUCCACUUCGGCGGUCCUGUCAGCUCGGUCCUUCAGGAGGUGGUGGUGCCCGUCUGGUCUCGCCAAGACUGCUCGAAUGCCUAUCCUGGGAAGGUGUUCCCUGGCAUGAUGUGCGCUGGACUCAAGACUGGCGGCAAGGACUCGUGCCAGGGUGACUCCGGGGGCCCCUACCAAAUCCAGGACACGAAGACUCGGCGCUGGUACGUGGCCGGCGUCGUGUCGUGGGGCAUCCAGUGCGCUCAGCCUGAGAACCCGGGCGUGUACACCGAGGUGGCGCAGUACAUCGACUGGAUCAAGGCCAACGCUGUUUUCUAGCCCGCCCGCCAUCAACAGGAGGUGGAAACAUUGCAACAAAUAAUAAUAAGAUAGAAAAUGAAAACUGAACCACUAAAAAUCUGUCAGUUAAGACCAAUCUGAACAUAAAUCUCAAUAAUCAAUAGACACGGAUUGAGAUGUAAUAGAUUUGUUGACAGAGUUAAAUAAUUUUUUUAAAAUAAUAUUCUAUCAAGCAAUAAUAUUUUCAGGAACUGACAGGCACAGACUGUUCUAAACUAUGUAGCACGUAUGUGCAUGUACACACACACACACACACACACACACACACACACACACACACACACACACACACACACACACACACACAUAUAACCAAUGAUCUUUGUUAUUAACCAAUGAAGUGCAUUACAUAAUGACAUCGGGGUAUCUGAAGUAGAUGAUGCAUCGUAUCGGUGUCAACACAGCACCUCCACUCAGGACUGCUUUCCUUUGUGCUCGCAUACAUAAGGACUGUUGAAAUUUCUGUUGUACGUUGUUUAUCUUCAAUAAAUAAGAUAUAUUUA